AACCAUUUGAACUGAUCCGUCACGAAAGCUUGCAGAACUAUCUACACUAUUUUUGAAUCAAUGUACCGUUACCAUGAGGAAACAAAUUGCCGUCGUUUUAAAUAAUGGAACAACCGGAUACUCAAGACAAUAUUCAGAAUAAUGAUUUGGAGGCGAGAAUAAGAGAGAUUUUUGAUCUAUUUGACCACGAACGUAACAAAACAAUAGAUUUUAGAGAACUCGGAACAGUAAUCAGAGCACUAGGUGGUGUUCCAACUGAAGCAGAAGUGAUAUCACUUGUUCGUGAGUUAGAAAACGACCCACCAAAUGGUUAUAUUAACUAUGAAAAAUUCCUCCCAGUGAUGAUGCAAGCAAUGGAACAGAAAAGAUUCGAACCUGCACCUGAAGAAGAUUUAUUGAAGGCCUUCUUAAUCCUCGACUCAGAGAAGAAAGGAUUCCUAAGUGCUGACGCUUUGGAAUCUUAUAUGGUUUCUUCUGGAGAACCAUUUACAAAAGAGGAAAUAGAGGAGAUGCUCGCAGCCGCAACAGAUUUAUCAAAAGGGAAGAUUAUGUAUCGCGACUUCGUAAUACAAUUAUCGACAUUUGAUGAUAAGGACACCUAGUCUUCAUGAAACAAGGUAGUUUACAGUGAUAUCCAAUAUUCUAGUAAUCAGUUAACGUUUAACAAUUCUAAAGGAAAAUACGAAUAUUUGUUAGUUGUACAUCUUGUACCAAAAUACAUAAAUUCAACUUCGUC
Schistosoma mattheei is the source of this 736-nucleotide messenger RNA. The record is from the annotation of a GenBank genome assembly. NCBI's taxonomy places the organism in Eukaryota, Metazoa, Platyhelminthes, Trematoda, Strigeidida, Schistosomatidae.